AUGUUCCCGGUGCUGCGGCAGUUUUCACGCGAUCUUCACCAGGAUGCGAAAAACUUCUGCUCCCGGCGAGCACGUAAGCCUGUGAACACGGAAUGGCUGGAACCUGCUCCUCUCGAGGCUCUCGAUGGGACGGAGCUGGCGGAGAAGUUACAGGAACUGUGUGAACGGCUGCAGAAAGCAGAAGAAGCCUUGGCAUCAGAAGAGAUGGACACCUUGCCGGAGCAGAUGUCUGACAUCGCUGCUGCCUUUGAAGAACUCUCCGGAGAUGCCAUGGAUCGACCCGCGCGUCGCCUGCACUUCUCCUUGCGGCAGCGUCUCGCAAAGCUUGAGAGUCGAUUUCAAGCGUCCCGGAAGCUGGCGGGAAAGGAGAAGCCCAGGGCCGGGAGCUGCGUCCUGGACUCCGAUCUCCUUCGCUUGUCUUUCGAGCAGGAGGAAGCUGUGGCAUACGAGCACAGCUUGUUCCUUCAAGGUCGCUCGGGCACAGGGAAGACCUUGGUCUUGGUGCAGCGGAUCAUUCAUCGCAGAGAACGUUGGGCUUCAGAUGUGAGGCCCAAGUCCCAGCUUUUCGUUACGAAGUCGCAGCUUUUGAGAGACAACGUAGUGAAGCAGCUUGAGUCUGCGAAUGUUCCAGUCAUCUCUGCUCCAGGGCAGCAAGCAUGGCCUGCCAGCGGCAAGGUCUUGUGCUUCACGUGGAACCAGCUGGUUUCGCAUUUCAACAGGUCACCCACUGGCGGUUGCAUCGGGUUCAGAGAGUUCGAGCAGCACAUUUAUCCACAGCUGCAGCGAGCUUUCAAUGGCUUAUUGGCUUUGUCCGCGAAAGCCGUUUGGACUGAAUUUUCCUGCAGCUUGCGCCCCUUUGUCCACUGGCACUGGAACGGGUUAAGCCUCGAUGAGUAUCUCAAGAUGCCAGUGAGCGGACAAGGUGUCCACCUGACACCUGCUGACCGUCGAGCCAUUCACCGAGCAUUUACGGAGUACACAGUCAUCAAGGAGAGGAUGCGCAGGAACGAUGAGAUCGAUGUGGCCAUCGCUCUUCGGGAGCGCAUGCGUGGUGCUGGCCGUGUUCAUGAAGUUUACGUGGAUGAAGUCCAAGAUUUCGCGCCCACCGAACUUGCGGCUUUGCUAGACAUUUGUGGAGACAGGGACGGCUUCACGGUCGCCGGCGACACAUGUCAGACAAUCAACCCAGGAAGCGCUUUCUGCUUCCUGGACAUCAUGCAAGCGCACACUAAGAUCUGGGAGCUGCGAGGACACGAAUCUACAGAGGAUGACACGGAGAAUGGCUUGCAUGUGUUGCGAUACAACUAUCGCUGCGCACCUGGUAUUCGAGCCCUCGCCAAUUCAAUCACCGGGCUGCUUUUCAGCAGGUUUCCUCGUGCUGCAGAUCAUAUUCAGGAGAUUGACGACGGACUCAAGAUGCGCGUUCGACCCCUUCUACUCGAGACCAACCGUCCAGCGGAGGUUAUUGCCGGAACCGGACGCUUGCAGCUGGAUUGGGCCAUAGAUGCCAGCUCUACGGCCGUCCUGGUACCUGAUGGUGCUACGAGAGAGCAGCUGCGUGCCGGCGGGUGCCAAGCCACAAUCCUGACGGUUCCUGAGGCGAAAGGCUUAGAGUUCGAUUUGGUUCUCAUCGUCCAGCUCCUUGGGAAAUCGGCCCACAAGCGCGCCAUCGGGUCUUUGGCGGAUGCCAGCUCAGAGGGUUCUCAGCUUGCGAUGUUCGCGGCUUCAUCGCAAGAAGGCGACAUCUUUCUGCAGCACAGCCAAACUUUCUAUGAGAUGAUUCCUGCGAUACAUGAGUUCAAGGUCCUCUAUACUGCCAUCACGCGUGCCAAGUUUGGCUGCGCCCUCUUAGAAGUCAACGCAAGCCGUAGUGAAUGGAGCCCUUUGCUGUCCCUUUGGUCAAAGGAGGGAGUUGUGGAGCACUUGGCAAGCUUGGAUGACUACAAUCAGAGGGUCAAGUCGGGCAGACAGUGCUUGGAUUUGGGCUUAGAUCGUGUGGCAUCAGGUCCAGUUGCAGACGAUUCGAGUUUGGUCUCAGACACGAGCUCUGACGUCACUUUGCCUGAGUUCGUCGGUUGGUUGGAAGCAGAACUAGAACACAGACAGGGCCGAGACCAUCGACGACCAAGAACAAUGCUGCGAUCCGAGUUAGCCAAGAUUGACGAUGAGGACUUCCAGCUGAACCUUGCCUUCUGCCAGGAGUUCUGCGAACUCCACGGGUUUCUGGUCGAGCCCAACUUUGCAUGGCAGAGACCUGCUGCGCCUGCAGCACCCGUGCAGAUGCAGCCAAAGAGGAGCGAGGUCAGCAUGGCCCGGUCCCACGAAGUGCCUGCAGACCUUCCGGCCCUGAUCACGUUCAUGCGCCAGCAUUUUCAGCAUAAGGUCCUGGAAGAUCUGCGGAUACCUUUGCAAGAGCAGCAGGAACAAGCAUUGCAGCUUCUGAUGCAUGCAUUGGACAGCCCUCUCGAGCGCACAGAAAUCUUCAAGGAGUCCUUGCAGGUAGCCCGGCGUGGCUUGGCGUUGUGUGACAUGGUAUUGCAGGUGCAACUUCAGAACAGUGGCAGAGAAGAGGCACCCCGCCAACUUUGGAGCCCAGUUGGAUUUGCGGCUUCCCCGGAGCAGUGGAGAAGGCAGCUAGCUCUUCUUAUGCAGGAAGCAUCAAAGCCGAGACAAAAGAGUCCAUUACGGAAGCUUCAGAAGAUAAGGCUGUGGGAAAACAUCUUCUCCUUCCUCGUGCCUGAGUCAACAUGCAUGUGUGGCCAGGCCAGUUUGGUUGCGGAGAGGGUGUUGGAGCAUGCCGCAACAAGGCAUGCUCUGCAGCAGAUACUCGUCCGAUCGAAAGCGGGCUAUCGACUGGCAACGGCAGCAUCAAAGGUUGAUCUUGGAUCAUGUUUGACGGGGCUGGAGGAGUGGAAAAGGCAGAUGUCACUGCAUGCCCAACGACCGAAGUGGUUAGAGUGGCACAAGCACUGGAUGGCCUUCGCAGACCUCGUCUCCUGUUCUGCUCGGGCUGCACUGGGAAUGAGCGGCAGCUGCACCUGUGAUCGCGGAUCGGAAGAGUUUCAAAAGAAGGGCUGCAGCUGCCUGCAGAAGAGCCGCCUCGAUCCCAAGGAGACCGGAGAUCGUUGGAAGCGGCUCACGCUGAAGCUUUUGGUCUCUGCUGCUUUGGACAAGCUUGCCAAGGAGCCUCGACCCCCCAAUCUGCAGGCUCUCGUCGUUGAGUUUCGCAAGCCUCUUUGGAAAGUGACUUCGUCAGACUUUCGGUCGCUCUUGCAGAACGCAGAAGGACUUCUGGGAGAGACCGAGACCUCGCUUCAGAGGCCGCUGGCGCGAAUCUCCCAACGCUACCUCCAGUGCAGCGAGGCCGGUCGUGCAUUCCUUUGCGCGGGUGACUCUGUCAACGCGGCGAAGGCACUGUCAGAGGCAAUGGCAACGGCUGAAGAGAUUCUGAUCUUGGGCAGGCAAUAUCCCGUCCUCUUGCGACCAUGCGGCCCGCUAAGGGCAGAAAUCGGAGCCUUAAGCAAGCCCUUCAAUCUGGACUCUUGCAUGUCGGCAUCUGACUAUGCAUCAGGGUCAGGGGCAGGGGUGUGUUACGAGGCGGCUUUGUGCUGGACCGCUUUGACAGUGAGCAUAGAAACAGGCGUUGCCGUGUCAGAGGCGUGGUAUCAAGCUGAGAAGGCUUUCGCAAACAUGUCAGAUGCGUUUCGGGCUGCAGUGUGUGCAGCACAAUGUCGAAGAUGGCAUGAUUCCUGUUUCUACCUGAGUCGCGGUGACAGCAGAAGCAAGAAUGCUGAAGCUCUCUUCUUCCUGUGUCUUGCUGCACAAGCUUUGUUCCGAAGCCAAUGA
Molecule: messenger RNA, 3846 nt
Organism: Symbiodinium sp. CCMP2592
Lineage: Eukaryota; Dinophyceae; Suessiales; Symbiodiniaceae
Source: the annotation of a GenBank genome assembly